AUGGUAAUCCAGUAUAAUGGUGAUCCCGAUGGGGUCGCAGCAUGCAGUGGAGGCACAGUAGAAGGGUCUGAAAAUAAACCCCCGAAUAAGAUAGACCCGGAGCGAUGCGGUUCACCCGAUAAAGACAUGGCGCGCUGCGACAACACCGCCGACAGUCCGUUGGAUUCAAUUAUCUCCCUUAUAGAGUUGGCCGAGGAGAAAUCCGAGACCGUCCUGGAGAGCAUCAGAGACAACGCUACCUCGACCUGGAAUGAUGAGGAGUAUUCACCGCUUGAGAGGGAACGAGGAGAUAAAGAGGCAAAACUUAGGGCGAGAUUGACAACUCUGGAGGGCGAGUUAGCUGCUAAGACUUCACUUAUACGAGAAUUGCGGGUUAAGUUCGAGGACCAGGAACGGGAGUGGAUGACCAAAGUUGGCGAAAUAGAGCGUCAGAGCAACACGAAGAUUCAAAAUGUGUGA
Messenger RNA from Perkinsus marinus ATCC 50983, 459 nucleotides. RefSeq lists its product as hypothetical. The coding region runs from base 1 to 459 and encodes 152 amino acids. The record is from RefSeq and is a predicted model, not a curated record. NCBI's taxonomy places the organism in Eukaryota, Perkinsozoa, Perkinsida, Perkinsidae. The transcript has 4 exons.